AUGGCCUCGACGUCACCAACAACAACCGGGGACCACGAUCAAACCCAAAUACACCAUCUGCACUUAACACCAUUUGACUCCCUGCCUGAUAAGCGACAAGUAUGGACUGGUGCACCGGGCUCACGCGAGGAAGGUCUGGGCCGGCUGGUGCUCUUGACGCCGGAGGUUGUUGCCUUGGCGGCAGCAUCCUGCAUCCGUAGCGGUCGACGCGUGACCGUUGGCUGGGAAUUGACCAAGUUGGAGAUUGCCAACUUCGGCCGGCAGCCCUGCAGCCAUCAGAUCGUGCCGUUGCUCAGUGGCACCGCAUUUGACGACAUCUACACCCUUAACCCUCAACAGAGCAGCCAAUGGGACGGCCUGCGGCACUUCUCCCAGCCGUGCCCAACUGAAGACGACCCGGACAGAAGGCUCUUUUACGGCGGGACCACCAAGGAAGAAAUCGUCCGUCCAGGCGACGGUCGAAUCGGUCUCCAGCACUGGGCAAAGGAAGGAAUCUGCGGCCGCGGCGUGCUGCUCGACUACGUCUCGUACGCGGAGCGCAAGGGGAUUGAGUACUCGACUUUUAGCGAGCACGCGAUCCCGUUGAGCGUCUUACUCGAGAUCGCGGCCGAGGCGAACCUGACAUUUCGGAGAGGCGAUAUCUUGUUCGUCCGCGUCGGCGUCACCAAGGAAUGGGACACCAAGAUGACGGCGGACGACAAGAAGGCGUACGCAGCCUCCAAAAACCCUCUGCACGCCGGCGUCGAGGGCACUGAGGAGAUGCUGCGCUGGAUCUGGGACAGCGGCUUUGCGGCCGUGGCUAGUGAUGCUAUCUCGUUCGAGGUCUACCCGCCGAAAAAGUCGCAUGCGCGUCCUGACGGGCAUGACGUUCCUGGUCUGAUGAUGCACGAGUAUCUCUUGGCCGGUUGGGGCAUGCCGAUCGGCGAGCUGUUUGACCUCGAGGGGUUGGCGGAGCUCUGUCGUCGCGAGAACCGCUGGGAUUUUUUCGUUGCUAGCGCACCGUUCAACAUGCCUGGCGGGGUGAGCAGUCCGCCGAACUGUAUUGCCAUUUUUUGA
Molecule: messenger RNA, 1056 nt
Organism: Exophiala dermatitidis NIH/UT8656
Lineage: Eukaryota; Fungi; Ascomycota; Eurotiomycetes; Chaetothyriales; Herpotrichiellaceae
Exons: 1
Coding region: 1-1056 (351 amino acids)
Molecular function (GO): arylformamidase activity
Source: RefSeq, a predicted model, not a curated record